UGCUCAGCACUAAUUGCAACACGUGCUGUGUGUGUUUUUCAUAAGCAAUACUUUAAAACUACGUUUUUGUUAGCAAACAUGGGCAAGCCCAAGAAGUCCAAUGUGGCCAACAACAAAAAUGAUAAUUUGGAAAAACAAAUCACAGGAGCAGGCAAAGUUGCCAAGCAUAAGAAUAAAGAUAAAUUCAAGCUGCGCGCUGAAGAAUCACCGAAUAUAGAUGCGAAGAGCAGUCAAAAGAUCCUGGCAGCAGCCAGGCAGCAACAGCUGGAAAUGGAUGAGGAGAAUUUUCCCAGCUUGGCUCCUCGCAGGAAUCUAAGAUUUAAUUUGAAGGAUGGAUUGGAUAACGAAGAAGAGCAGGAGGAUGUGAGUGAGCAUGAAUUUAUGGCUGAGCUGGGCAUGGAUGAUGACGAUGUGGCCGCCUUUGAGCGCUUCCAGCAGCCGCCAAGCAAAGAAGGCAAACGCACAUUGCAUUUGUCUGAAAUUAUAAUGCAAAAAAUACAAGAAAAGGGAGCAGAUAUACACACCAAAAUCUCUGAUGAAGGCUCACUUAAGAUCGAAGAUCUAGAUCCUAAGGUUAAGGAGAUGUAUGAAGGAGUUCGUGACGUGCUCAAACGCUAUCGCAGCGGUAAAAUACCCAAGGCUUUUAAAAUAAUACCCAAGCUUCGCAACUGGGAGCAGGUGUUAUUUAUAACAGAGCCGCACAACUGGAGCGCUGCCGCCAUGUUCCAAGGCACGAGAAUCUUUUGCUCCGUGUUAUCACAGGCCAUGGCACAACGUUUCUAUAAUCUGGUGCUUAUGCCACGCAUUCGCGAUGAUCUUUGUGAAUAUAAGAAACUUAAUAUGCAUUUGUACAAUGCCUUGAAGCGUGCUCUCUUUAAGCCUGCUGCGUUCAUGAAAGGAAUUAUAUUGCCGCUGCUGGAAUCGGGCGAUUGUUCCUUGCGUGAGGCCAUUAUCUUUGGCAGCGUUGUGGCACGUAGCUCGAUACCAGUGCUCCACUCAUCCGCUUGUCUGUUAAAGAUCUGUGAAAUGCCAUACUCGGGGGCCAAUUCCAUAUUCAUCAGAUAUUUUCUGGAUAAACGUUAUGCUUUGCCCUAUCGUGUAAUAGACGCAGCCGUCUUCCACUUCUUAAGAUUUGAGAACGAAAAACGCGACUUACCUGUGCUAUGGCAUCAAAGUCUCUUGACGUUUGCUCAACGCUACAAAAACGAUAUAUCCUCUGAACAAAAGGAAGCGCUGCUGCAGCUCUUAAAGAAGAAAUCUCAUUUUAAGAUUACACCCGACGUGAGACGUGAACUUCAAGCUGCCAGCUGUCGCGAUGAGGAAAUGAUGGAGACCACCAAUGAGCUAAGCCAUCAGCCUAUGCGAAUGUAUACCGACGAGGAUGUGGGUUAUGUGGCCUAAAUUAUGCACAGCUAGUUGAUAGUUUUUAGUUUAAAAACAAUUUUUUAAUAAUUUAAUAUUUCAUCAAUU
Messenger RNA from Drosophila busckii, 1470 nucleotides. It is a transcript of the gene bys, whose product is annotated as bystin. The record is from RefSeq and is a predicted model, not a curated record. Bases 79 to 1401 code for a protein of 440 amino acids. Lineage: Eukaryota; Metazoa; Arthropoda; Insecta; Diptera; Drosophilidae. The transcript is spliced from 5 exons. Gene Ontology annotation, molecular function: snoRNA binding. Gene Ontology annotation, cellular component: cytoplasm; preribosome, small subunit precursor; nucleolus. Gene Ontology annotation, biological process: rRNA processing.